Molecule: messenger RNA, 2992 nt
Organism: Leptidea sinapis
Lineage: Eukaryota; Metazoa; Arthropoda; Insecta; Lepidoptera; Pieridae
Product: cyclic nucleotide-gated cation channel subunit A-like
Exons: 8
Coding region: 249-2303 (684 amino acids)
Biological process (GO): monoatomic cation transmembrane transport
Cellular component (GO): intracellular cyclic nucleotide activated cation channel complex; plasma membrane
Molecular function (GO): protein-containing complex binding; intracellularly cGMP-activated cation channel activity; cGMP binding
Source: RefSeq, a predicted model, not a curated record
UUGACCGCCCAACAAGCAGGUCUCGGAAAAAGCAAGCGCCCGCAAAUAUCUCGAGUGAUAUCGAUUUAUUAAUUGACGACGUCACUUUAUCAUGUUAACUGAAUUUCUUUAAUUGAAUUUUUCAAGACAGUGUCGUGACAAGGGUUUCUAAUUACUUCGAUAUAGAUCUCAACAAGUAAUGACUAUUUCGAUGUAGCGAGCAUGCGGUGUGGAAAAAGAAAUUCAGUGAAGUAGAAAUAUUGUCAACGAUGAGUCCUGUUUAUACGAUCCAUAAGAUGCGAAUAGAUAAUUCCAGUUCGCAACUGCGCAUGAAAGUGAAGCCAGAGGACAACUGGGCUCGCCGCCAAUGGCGUCGUGUUGCCCGUGUUUUCGGAUUACGAUCCGAUAAGGGCAAGAAAUCAAAGCCUGCUGACUUGUUCUUGGAUAAAUUUUCUGCGCAAGAUUUCCAAGCAGCUGACGAGCGUCCGAAUCAAAACAAAAGGAGCAAGUGGCUGUGCGGGUUCUCAUUUAAUCCGACGCUGCCUACGCACUACCAAUGGCUGGCAAUUGUAUCUCUUGCUAUCUUAUACAACAUGGUGUUCGUGAUCGGUCGAUCAGUAUUUUGGGAGAUGGAUAAAGGCUCCUCAUUUUGGUAUAUAAUGGAUUAUAUUUGCGACAUAAUCUACGUCAUAGAUACGGUUGCUCAUAUGCAUGAAGGAUAUCUUGAACAAGGGAUUAUGGUUCAAGACCCGAAGUUGCUCCGACAGAACUACAUGAAGUCGGAGGCCUGGCCGUAUGAUUUUUUAUCACUACUUCCAACUGACUUAGCAUACUACUGGUGGAGACCGGGAUCAUGCGAUUUUGACCGCUUGCCAUGCCCUGUUAUUGUACGUUUGAACCGACUUCUUCGCUUGCCACGAAUGUGGGAGUGGUUUGAACGUACGGAGACUGCCACCAGCUUUCCAAAUGCUUUCAGAAUUUGCAAGGUUGUCAUGGCAAUUUUAGUACUGAUACAUUGGAAUGCAUGUAUUUUCUUCGUAAUUAGCUAUGCAAUUGGAUUUGGUACAGACAAUUGGGUUUACAAUAUAACUGGUUCUCGAAACGAAACGCUAUCACAUCAGUAUAUUUACAGUUUUUAUUGGUCCACUUUAACUCUUACGACUAUUGGCGAAACCCCUCAACCUGAAAUUGACGUUGAAUAUGUUUUCGUUGUGAUUGAUUUUCUUGCCGGUGUCCUUAUCUUUGCUACGAUUGUUGGAAACAUAGGUUCCAUGAUCUCUAAUAUGAACGUCGCUAGAGUUGAAUUUCAAAAUAAAAUGGAUGGUGUUAAGCAAUAUAUGGCAUUUAGAAAGGUGAGCGGUGAACUAGAGGCAAGAGUUAUUAGGUGGUUUGCUUACAAGUGGGCAGAAAGUGGUGCGCUUGAUGAAGAAAAUGUAUUGUCAUCCCUACCAGACAAAUUAAAAGCUGAAAUAGCAAUUAGAGUCCAUUUAGAUACAUUACGAAAGGUGCAAAUUUUUCAAGAUUGUGAACCAGGGUUACUCCAGGCGUUAGUUUUGAAACUGAAACUUCAAGUUUUUAGUCCUGGGGAUUAUAUUUGUAGAAAAGGAGAUGUCGGAAAAGAAAUGUAUAUAGUAAAACGUGGGCGUCUGCAAGUAGUAGCUGAUGAUGGUCAAACAGUUCUAGCGACUUUAGGUGCGGGUUCCGUAUUUGGGGAAGUUAGUGUUCUUGAUAUAGCUGGCAAUCGGACAGGUAAUAGACGAACAGCUAAUGUUCGAGCUAUUGGAUAUUCUGACUUGUUCUGCCUAGCUAAGAGAGAUCUUUGGGAAGCCCUAGCUGAUUAUCCAGACGCCAGAGCCACUUUGACUAAGCGCGGAUGCCAAUUACUGAGGAAGGAUGGCUUGUUAGAUGAAACGGUCUUUGAAAGUGCAAAAACAACUCAACUUUCAAUGGAAGAGAAUAUACAGAAAUUGGAAGAAAACGUAGAACUUCUCAAUAAUCGUUUACAAGGACUGCUCGCAGAUUUUGGUGAGGAACAGGCUAAGCUAAAGAAGAUGAUUACGGUUCUUGAGACUAGGUUGCAUAAUAUUGAGAGUAUGGCAUAUGAUACUGAUGACUCCACGUCUGAAAUGCAAAGCGAGUUAAUUUUUCGAGCGAGUGAUGGCGCAAGUUACACUGAUACACCUGUCUCGAUAAAAUGCACUUCAGGCGUAUCAAUCAACCAACCUGCGCGUGAUCGAAUUCAUUCACUUUGUGUGGAAAAUUCACCUGGACUUUUGCAAAUGUCAUUAGAACCACGAAGCAAAUCCCUACGCAUGAAGAAAUAAAUCUGUCGAAGAAGUCUGGCGGCCUAUAUUAUAUUAUGUAUUUGUAUAGGUAUUUAAGAUUUGAAUCUAUCUUUGUAUUACAAUUUUAUAAGGCUUAUGUUUAACAUAUCACCAAAUAUAAUAAGCAACGACAAAAAUAAUUUAAUGCUGCCAAAUAUAGUAAAUAAUCAUUAAUAUUUUUGAUUAUUAAAUUUCAUGUUACAAUACUCUAUGUAAAUGCAUUUGCAUAGAGUAUUGUAACCUAGUGAAAUUAAUUUCAGAAUGUGCACUUUUCAGUACAGUAUGUGAACGUUCCUAGGCUAAAGUAACCGAAGCUAAUGUAUCCUAACAUAUUAUAUAAUGCUAUUAUAUACAUGCUCAACCUUAAAUUUCAUAUGGUUCUGUUAGUUAUAGAUUAUGCGCUUUUCAAAUUUUUAUAUAUCAAAAAAAAGUAUGAAAGAAGUUAUUGUAAUUUGUAAUUUAUAUAACUUAAUGAGUAAAAGAAAUUAGUGUAGGUAUUAAUUUUUACAUACUAAUCAUCAACAAAACAAAAGCGGCAUUAUACUUAGUAAAAACGUAUCCAAACUAAUAUAUAAUCUAUGUUAUAAGUAUGGUUGAUAAUUAAACGACUUGCCUGUAUCGUUUAACAUUAAAUGUGAAAUAAAAUUGAAAAUCUUAUAAAAUUUUAAAUAUAAGAAAUAUACAACUUG